AUGGAAACUCUAUUAAAAAAACAAAAUUCCUUCGACUAUCUAAACACAAAGUCUUUUAUAGAAACUCAAGUAUCUCUUCUUUCUAAAGAAUUUGAACCUUCCUCUCGUUGGUUUUCCACAAAAACAAGUAUUACUGAGGAAAAAAUACCAUUCAACGUUAUUAACGAAGUUGUUCUCACUGUGAAUACUUGUAUUCGUAAACAGUGUUCGGAAACUUUUAAUCAACAAGCAAUUAGUCAUUUACUUGAACAAAUAUUUUUACUUCAAGAAGAACGAGAACGUGAAGAAAUAGCUUCUCAAAUGAAAAUAGAUAUUACCGAAACAACUUCUUUCAAAUGGAUCUUAUCUUUACCCGAAGAAUGGCCAGCACAAAAUGAUCAUUCUCUGGAAAUAAUUGAACGAUAUUCAGAACAUCGUCUCAAUGUAUCUAAUCUUCUUAAUAAAAUCAUGGAAACAAAACAAAAAUAUGAAUAUUUGAAGCAUCUACGAGAACAAUUAAGUCCAUUACACAAUACACAUGCUAUUCAACAAAAUCUGGUUGAUCGAAAAGGAUCGUUGGCUAUUGAACUAAAUAAGAUGCGUGUGCUAAUGCCUAAAUUAUUGAUGACGAUAGAGAAAAAUAAAAAAUCUCUUGUAAGAAAACGUUCUGAAACUACUUUUCCGCUAUUGGAAAGUGAAGGUUUAAAUCCGAUAAUGAGCAAAUUAAAUCCGGUUUCCGAUCUCUAA
Molecule: messenger RNA, 726 nt
Organism: Ambispora leptoticha
Lineage: Eukaryota; Fungi; Glomeromycota; Glomeromycetes; Archaeosporales; Ambisporaceae
Source: the annotation of a GenBank genome assembly